Alternaria arbusti is the source of this 2133-nucleotide messenger RNA. RefSeq lists its product as uncharacterized. The coding region runs from base 1 to 2133 and encodes 710 amino acids. Lineage: Eukaryota; Fungi; Ascomycota; Dothideomycetes; Pleosporales; Pleosporaceae. The transcript has 2 exons. The record is from RefSeq and is a predicted model, not a curated record.
AUGGGUCCCCGUUCACUCUUAUGGGCUUUGGAGCCGCUCUUGAAGCGCAACAAAGGUGCUGACCACGAGGCCAACAUCUUUGCCGUUCUUUACCCCUCCGCGCGGAUCAUACGCGCCUUCGAGUUCGCCGCCGUCGACGGCGCCGUCGAUUGCACCGAGCCCCAGGGCACAAUCUCUCCUCCUCACAGCUACGCCGAACGGUUUUGGCGAGCGCGCGAGUGGUUCACUCGUUACAAAAGGGACAAGGAGCACGUGAAGGAGUUGGUACUCUUCGACGUCAAAAGCUCAUCAGAACAAGACCCUUCUGCUCAGAUCUACCUUACGUCGAUCGAGCAGAGCAAAUCCGCCGCGUUCUACAUUUGCGUCUCGGGUUCCGAUCCAACCUUUGUCGAGCUAAUACCAAACACACAUAUGCCACCUGCCCCGCCGCUGGGUAAGAACGCGUCAAACACGUAUUUCCAGUUGAACACGACAAGGACACCACAAACAAGCCCUUCCCAGAAUGGUCCUCUAAACCUCUGGGGCUCACCAUAUCGAAUGCCAUUAGCCCUAUUAAGCGACGCUGUAGCGCGCAUAGUAGACUGCGCACAUGGCCACGGGGACUACGCGAACCCAUGGACUGGUCAGAGCUUCCCUGGCUGGCGCCCCGCCAAAGUGACGAGUUUCGCGCCCUUCUUGGAACCACACUCCACUAGCCAGCAUUACAAUGCGUUCCUGGGCGUUAUGGACAUGUAUCGAGCCAUUCUAUCGAACCCACAAGCCGAUCUCGUCUUUGAUUUCGUGCACCUUGCUCCGCGGCUCGCCGAUUUCAAGAUUGUCAAGAACAAUCGGCAGUUCCUCGUACAGUACAAGAAGGAUGGCCGCACCGAUCGAUCGGCCAUUACAAACAACCUCAGAGCAUCUAUUGGCCGUACUGGCACGGGAGAUGAAAUCAGGUACUACUUCACACCCUUCGAGAGGUUUGACUUUUUGCUGUAUGAAUUCGAGUACAAAAGCACAAUCGCCGCCGUCCCAUAUCUACUCUUUAUACCAGAAUGCCGCAUUCCGGAAGAAUUUUACACCACCCAAGACAAGGAAGCCGAUUUCGGUAGAUUCCAGGCCUAUGGUAUGUUCAUGGACGCUGAGGGCAGGUGGGUCGAGCAGAUCGCCCGGAUCAUCGAACAACAUCCCGCACCACGACUUGAGUCCUCGCGUCGGAUGCGCGCCAACGGCUUCACUUCAUACUUGUCAAAAAAGGUUAAUGAGAGGUUGGCCGAGUUGCUUGCCAUUCAGGCGCCACUUCGUACGACACCUUCACCACCACUGGCUGCGUUGAGUAGCAGAAGAACACCCGAGACCUUCCAGAAACGACUCUACAACGGUCUUAUGAAACAAUGUGCUCUUCGCAGAUCGGGCCUCGUAGUAGCGCUGCCCCCGAUGGGUCCCUCGGGAGACUUUGCCCUUCUCUCGUACCGUUGGACAGAAGUCGAAUACGACAACUUCCAAAGGUCUACCAUUCCCCCCAAGUUCCUUAGUCAGCUACCAAGCAUGACACCAAUAGUGUGUCUCUAUGCUUACGCCAAGCAAGCGCCCACCACCUCUCACGGUCCAGCCCUCUCGUCAAGUCAAUUGCGACGUCUCAAUUCGCGCGAAUCGUCCCAUCGGCUUCUACUUUUCGAUCCUCUGCUUCCGGAAACCCUGGACCUCCAGGGCCCACUCUACGUAGUCCCUACAGCUGAUGUUAGUCUUACCGCCGAGCAAAUCCAAAUCUACACUAGCAACCUUGAAACCGACAAGAGAGCUAAAAACCCCGAACGCUCCAUUCGUGUACCGUACUUGUCUGGUAUGCUGCAUACCCGAUGCGCCAUUGCAGACUAUCUGGUAGCAGCUCGAGGACCCCUUUUGUACCAGCGCAGCCACGAUGACGCCUGGAGUGAGCUGUGGGGAUUGCUGCAUCGUUUCCUAGAUGUCAAUAGUUUCUCCUACCCAGCUACAAUGUUACGAGAACCUAGAGAGUAUCGCACCACCAUUCAAGCGCUUAAUGAGAGGCUUGUUACUGAGGUCGGGAGCAUGCCCCAGGAAGUGGUCAGCCAAGGCGCACAGGUUGAGUUGUUCGACAUGAAUGACGACGUGAGCAAAGGCAAUGAUGCGUAG